AUGGAUAAAAUAGAAGUUGAAACUCAAAAAAUUCAAAAUAAUACAUCCACAUCAGAAACGAAGAUUAAUAUUCCUGAUAAUAUAAAAGAACAUGGGAAAGAGAUUGAAAAAAUUCAACCAAAAACGAAGGAUGAUUACCAUUUUAAAGAACAUAGGCAAUCAAUUGAUCGAAUUUUUGUUUCUCAAUACAUGGAUGAUAUUAGUACUUACAAUGAAAAAUAUGGUUCAGAUGAUUUUGUUGUUACUUAUAGUAGUAAAGAUAAAUCAGUUCUUGGAUGGUCAAUUAAAGAGAAUGAACCAAAACCCGAUGUUUAUUUUAAGAUUGAUAAAAUUGAUGAUAUUUUUUUAGACAAUUCUAUACUAAAUAAAAAAAUCUUGUUAUUACGUAGUUUUAAUAAUCCUUGGUUGAUUGAUUUAAAUAGUGAUCGUACUAGUAGUAGUAGUGAUCGAUUUCUUAAACUAAAGCAUCAAGUUCAUAAUCUAAAUGAUGAUUUUGGAUUCCUUCCUAAUGGUGAUUUGAUUCAAGUAUCACUAAUAGAACGCAAAAUUUACAAGUACUGUUUUACAGAUAAACCAAAAAAUACAGUUCCUUGGGAAUAUUCACAAAUUAAUGAUAUAAAAAUUCGUUUAAAUGAGCAUGUUAUGUUGUUAUGUUCUAUAUCUCGAACAAAGUUAUUUCUAUUUUUCGAACAAUUUGCCAGUACCUAUCCUGUUGCCAGUACCUAUAAAAUGCUUCAAUUUGAUUUAUUGUCGAUGAAUUUAGAAAGAACAUAUCAUGAAAUUCAUCCUUUUAUGGGGUAUCGACAAAUAACAGUGAAUAAAGAUCAAACGUUAUUGACGAUAUUGCAAGAUAGUGAAACUUAUAUAUAUUCAAUGGAAAAUGGAAUGUUAAUUUAUAAGAGUAUUGAUAGUGAAUGUGUAGGGUUUAUUCGGCGAGCUGAAUUCAUAACUUUGAAAAAUACCGAAAGAUUAGCUAUUUGUAGUCCAUAUGGUAGUAAACUUGUAGAUCCUUAUCAAGUUUAUGAUGAAAUUGGCAUUUCCUAUGAUUUUAAUAAUACAAGUGUGAUAACUAAAUUAAAUAGAAAAAUUUUCACUGAUAAUGGUAAUGUUUGUGUCACAAAUGGAAUCGAUGAAAAUGAAUUGCAACAAUUAUCAAACAAGAUCAUAUAUAGAAAUACUAUUUAUUCUUUAUCUACCUUUAAAAUUAUACAAAGUAUGUUUAAUAAAAUCAUUGAACAAGAUGAAAUUAAAAAGGUUGUAUCACAUGGUGAAAAGAUUGUGUUAAAAGAUGGGUUUGAAAUUAAAAAUCUUGGUCUUUGUAGAAUUGUUCUUUAUCAUGAUUACAGUAAUCGUAUAGGAAUUGAAGAUAAUAACGGAAAUCUAGUACAUUCGUUUGUUUUUUCUGAUAUACUCUCAAUUAAACUAUUAAAUAACAAGGAUUUGAUAGUAAUUGAUAUACAUGGAAUCAGUAUUCAAACAAUAAAUGAAAUUUGGCUUGAAACACGAUACCUUUGGCGUAAUAAUGAAUGGAAAAAUAUUUAUGACAAAUUCUUUUUCAUGAAUAAUUAUGACAAUAUUAAUGCAUAUAAGCCAAUUUUUAGAGAAAUUUUAAAAAAUGAAUUUGAUGAUUCAAAACGCUCAAUACCAUUCCCAAUAUUUAUAGAAGGUGGACCUAAUGUAGUUAAAGAUGUUAUAAGUGAUAAUUUAGCAUCACCAAAAUUUGGAAUUGAAAUGUUAAAAAUAGCAAUUAAAAAAAAACAUCAAGAUACUAUUCAACAAAUUAUUAAUUCAACUCAAAAUUAUUCUGAAAAUUAUAUGUCCAUUAUUAGUUUAAACUUAGCAGAAUUGUGUGAUUAUUAUCCUGAUUUCAUAAUCAAAUAUAUCUCAAGCACUUCUAUUAUGUUAUCUCCUUAUUGUAUUGGCAUUGAAGAUUCAAAAAAUACUUCACUUUAUUCAUAUGCAAACAUAAUUUACAUUAAAAAAUCAAAUAUAGAAAAGCCUAUUUCAGCAAAAUAUGAAAAAGUCAGUUUCAUUGUUCCUUUUCCUCAAAUAUGUAUAUACCAAGUUGACUCCAAAAAUAAUGAUUAUGAAAAUAAUGAGGAUAAAAAAAAUCAUGAUAUUAAAUUAAAAAUAAUCACAAUACUAAAAAAAAUGAUUAUUGGACUAAAAAUAAUUAUGAUGAUACCAAAAAGUAAUAGUGUUUGGAACGAAUUUUUAUAUAAAUCAAAAUCUAUUCUAUUUUGUAAUAUAGAUAGUAAUCAUUUUUAUAAUUGGUGGAAUUUUGCUGCAAUUAUAGAUUUUAAGUGGAAAACUUUUGGAAGAGUUUACUAUUCUCUGAUCUGGUUAUUUUAUAUAAUUUUUUAUAUUUGUUAUUCAUUAGCUUCUACAUUAGAACAAAAGUCUAUCUCUGAUUUUUAUUUUAAAUUACUUUUUAUAAUUUCUGUUAUAUUUGGCUCAAUAUUUUUAAUUUUUGAAAUUCGGCAAUGUCUAUGGAAUUAUAAACAUUAUUUUAAAGAUAUAUGGAAUUUAUUUGAUGUUGGAGCAUAUCUUUUACCCAUUAUAACAUCUAUUUUUUGGCUUAUUAAUAAGAAUCAACCACCUUGGCUUACAGAAAUAUCUAUUAUAUUAUUGAGUUUUAAAUUUUUAUUAUUUUUUAGAAUAUUUAAAUCAUUUGGAAUUUAUUUUGCAAUAAUAAUUGGUGUUGCAAAAAAAGUUUUUCCAUUUGUAGUGCUCUUAUUUUUUUUAGUACUUGGAUAUGCUCAAGCAUUUUUUAUUGUUUUAAGAUCAAAUAAUAUUAAUGAUGAUAAUGAUCCACAGAAUCUUGCAACUAAAUAUAAUUUUAUUAAUCCAAAUGGAACUAUAAGUAACACUACAGCAAUAAUUCAAGAUCCUGAUUCAAAUACAAAUUUGUUUAACUGGUUUCCUACUUCACUUUUAGCAGUAUAUAAUCUUCUUACUGGUGACUCUGGAUCUUUAUCAUCAUUUACUUAUCGUGAAAAUCCUAUUAUGACCAUUUUAUUAGUUACCUUUACAUUUUUCACAGUAAUCUAUCUUAUGAAUUUAUUUAUUGGAUUACUUAACAUAGCAAUUGAUGAUUAUAAUAAAGAAGAAGAAUAUUUACUUCAAAAAGCACAGAUUAUUAUGGAAAUUGAAUUAUUUUAUAUGUUACCAUGGCAACGUAAUAAAAAGGAAUGGUUUCCAGAUUGGAUCUAUUAUGAUAUACCUAUUACUAAAAUUCGUAAUUUAAUUAAUGCAAUUGAUAAUAAUCAAACUGUAUUUAAUUAUCCUCCAAUUAUUAGUGAGAAAUUGAGAAAUUUAGUGGUAUUUACUGAUGAUAAUAAUAAACUAGAAAAGAAAAUAGAUCGUAUUAUGAAAUAUAUUGAAAUAGAACAAGAUAAUAAAUUAGAGAAGCAAAUAGAACAAACAAAAGAAGAACUUGUACAACAAAAUACUGAGCUUAAACAACAAAUGGAUAAACUUAAACAACAAAUGGAAAAUAUUACAAAAUUAUUAUUAAAAAGAAAAACUAGAAACAAGUAUUUUUUAAGAAUACGUCAAUUAUUAUUGGAUAAACUUGUAGUUAUUGAAAAUAGAUUGAAGAAACAAGAAAAGAACAGACAAACUACAACUUAUAUUAAAUUUAGUCAUGGUAGACGAACAUGGUAUUUGGGUUUCUACAUUCCAUGUUUAUUUUGUAGUAAUGUCUGUGCUUAUGUAAUGUCAAACAAUAGAAAAGUAUGCCAAAAUUGUCUUUCUAAAGUGAUAGUAACACCUACACCUCUCACGCAAAAUACGUUUAAAAAUUAUUGUCAAAGUAAACAAAUAUCAAAGCCAGUAGUUUCUAAACAUCGAUUGAAACAAAGAGGUGAUAUUCUCAAGAAACAUUAUAUAUCAAACAAGGAAUUGGAGUUUCUGUUUGAUCAAGUUACAAGUAGAUCAGGAUACAACAUGUUGAAAGAAUAUAUUUUUAUUAAUUAUUCCUUCAACUGUGAAUAUUUUCUGGAAUUAAGGAAAAAAAAAGAAGCCACUCUCGAACAUGAAUAUAUUAAGGUGGCUGAACAAUCGACCAGUGCUGGUAAGAAUAUUAUGGUCAAUGAUAUUACCACAAGUUUUCAAGAGCUAGAAAUUAGAGAACAGGAUAACUUGCUUCCCUGGCAAGAAAUACUACGCAGACAAAUACCGAUUACCAGUCCUUAA
This is a messenger RNA of Rhizophagus irregularis DAOM 181602=DAOM 197198, 4197 nucleotides long. Lineage: Eukaryota; Fungi; Glomeromycota; Glomeromycetes; Glomerales; Glomeraceae. The record is from RefSeq and is a predicted model, not a curated record.